Molecule: messenger RNA, 1569 nt
Organism: Coniosporium apollinis CBS 100218
Lineage: Eukaryota; Fungi; Ascomycota; Dothideomycetes
Exons: 2
Coding region: 1-1569 (522 amino acids)
Biological process (GO): SNARE complex assembly
Cellular component (GO): endosome; lytic vacuole
Molecular function (GO): SNARE binding
Source: RefSeq, a predicted model, not a curated record
AUGGAUUGCGACAUAUGUGGGAAAGGCCUUGGGCCCAAGGUGCCGCUACACUGCGCAACAUGCGCGCGUUCUGCUCUGUACCCGCUGCGCAUCGAGCAUGUAACCACCCUACUCGACAAGGAGAAGCUGGGGAAGCAUGUUGAGGCUGUGGCGAACGGCACGACCGAUCCUGCUGCUCAGAGUAUUUCGCUGUCGGGCUUGCUGGUCAACACCCACGAGAGCUCAAAGAAGUUAAGACUCGAACGGACCGUAGCAGAGACGACCCAAACUGCAGAGCGUAUUAACCUGAUUACUGAGCAAGUGGAGCUCCUCAAAAGGCAGAUGGAGGAGGUCAAGAAGGAGAUGGCAGCAAGGAAAGAAGCCAUGGCUCGGCGUUGUUCCGACCUUGCCUCCGCGAACCACGAUGUCGAGGCACGCCGUAACAACGAGCUAGAGAAGGUCUUGAAGAGUGUACGACACGCAAAUCAGAGGCUGGAGCGGACACAUACCCAGACUGUGGACGCGAGGAUGUAUUUGUGCAGGGCUGCGGCGGAGCUGGCUGGGUUGAAAGAGCAAAAGCGUAUGAGCAGGGAUGGCACAUGCAAGAUGGGUUACUUCAUUGGGGGUAUUCCCAUUACCGAUCUCAGGAAUCUGCACACUGCUUCGCCUCGCCAGCUUACGGCCUCUUUAACUCUGGUUGCCCGCCUCCUUGUCCAGAUCUCUCAUUACCUCGGCCUCCGCCUUCCUGCAGAGAUCGUACUCCCUCACAAGGACUGGCCUUUACCUACGAUAUAUUCACUGGGCUCCUCUUACACCUCGCGUGACGUAUCGUUUCCAGGAUCAAGCGAGCCGGCGUCGUCCACAAACAGUCCCGCUGCAUCGCGUACGCUUGAGCACAGACGACCGCCUCCGAGACCACGAACUCUCUACAUCCACAGCCCUCUACCGAAGCUCGUCAAGGAGGAUCCGGCGGCGUACUCCGUCUUUGUGGAAGGUGUCACGCUGUUGGCAUGGGACAUUGCCUGGCUCUGUUACACACAGGGCAUGCGUAGUGAGUUCGCGGACCUAGAGGCAAUAUGCCAGAUGGGGAAGAACCUCCACCAGCUUCUCGUAGCGAGACCGCCAGCUCCGACCCGCCACAACAGCUCUCGGUCGGUCACUCCAGCGCCUGACAGUCAAGCGACUCCACUCCUAUCAUCUCCAAGCGUAACGGUCGGCCACUUCUCUCACGGCACAGCGCAUUCCUUCCUUGGAGCAGCGGCUGGCAACGACUACAUGCGGGACUGGCAGGCUAGAACGCCGACGAAGCUCAUCGACAAAGUCAAGAUCACUCUUGCCGAGAACAUGCAGAACAUCGAGUGGGAGAUGCUCGAUGAGAAGGAGUGGGCAGAUGCGGAGGGAGCGUUGAUCGAGGAGCCGGAAGUGAUAGGAGCCCGAGCGCAGAAGGCUACAGACAAGCCUCGAGAUGGUGGUAGUGUUGUCAGCCAGUCUACGGUGACGCAGGAAUCGGCGCAGACGGAAGCUGGUAGAGCGCGGGGAGUCAACGGCUGGACCAAGCUCAAAACUCGCAAUGGCGAGAGCUCAAAGUGA